This is a messenger RNA of Phytophthora sojae, 1215 nucleotides long. RefSeq lists its product as hypothetical. The record is from RefSeq and is a predicted model, not a curated record. NCBI's taxonomy places the organism in Eukaryota, Oomycota, Peronosporomycetes, Peronosporales, Peronosporaceae. The transcript is spliced from 2 exons. The coding region runs from base 1 to 1215 and encodes 404 amino acids.
AUGGACUCGCCGGACUCGCCGCCACCUGCGCUGCUGAUCGUCUCCAAGGCGAUCCCCUCCACCAUCCAGGAUCUACCGCACGCCUUCCAGCGUAUCAACGACCUGCUGCUGCCCACGACCAUCAACAGCGCCGUGUACAACGAGCUGGACCGAGUCAUCCGAGUGUACGAGCCCUUUCGGCCGUGGACCGUGGGGGCGAUGGACGGCGCCGCAGCUCGCGGGCGUCUGGACCUGCUCAAGAAGCUGCGCGUGGGUCGGAGCGCCGGGUGCCCGUCUAAUGCCUUCAUCGGCGCCGCUCGCAACAAUCAACUCGAGAGCAGACCCGUGAAGGAGCUCAAGGCUGCGGCUGAGCGCAGUCACAUGCAGGUGGUCGAGUACUUACGGCCGAGAAUGAGGGAGAUACAGGUGGGUCCCGCACUGGAAGCCGCCGCAGCCAACGGAGACUUGCCGGUUAUCGAGGCUCUCCUGCCGGACCCCCUUCUGAUGGACCGGAUUCUGGCUGCGGCAGCGUCGAACGGCCACGUGCACGUGGUGCAGCUUUUGCUCGACGAUCGCGCCCACCUGUACGUUUUCGUUGUGCUGCAGAAUGCUGCGAAGUUCGGCCAUAUUCCGGUCAUGGAGUUGGUGAUUGACCGAUGCGCAAUGAGGGAUAUUAAAAGUGCGAUGACCGCUGCAGCGGGGGCGGGUCAGACGGAGGCGGUGAGGAUGUUGCUGAGAAGAAUCGAGACGGAUGCGAACACAAUGUCGACCGCGAUGCUGAUGGCAGCCGGCGGUGAGCACUGCGGCGUACUUGCGCUGCUUCUCGAGCACUGGUCCCGCUUCGAAGCAACCGCCGAAUCCGACGGCACAGAAGCUGGCAAUAAAAAGCUACAGAAACAGCUCCGCGCUGUUCGAGAUGCGGUCAACCUCUCGUUCACGCGCGCCGUGCAUAAAGGCCAAACGAGCGUUGUGAAGAUCCUAGCGACCAAGAUUUCGCAGUCAGUCGGCGACUUGUUGCGGAUGACAGCAUCGACAAACCGCGUCGAGAUCGCGGAGGUGCUGCUGGAGAUUGCUCAGGGCAGGGACUGGAAGAGAGACCGCCUGCGCGCGAGCUUAACGGACGCACUACCUCGAGCCGCAGCAAGUGGCAGCGUCGCGAUGGCCAGACUACUCGUUGACAACUGCGGGGAUAUCGAUACCGGCCUUCAAGGUCGCGGUCUCGAGAAAACGCAUUGA